GGGAUCUGGUGCUUGAGUGCACAAACCAAGUCAGUUUCAUGAUAUGGAUGAGCAAUUGUGAGGCUACAGGUGGAAGGAACUGAGAAGCGGAUAAUUGAUGGAUACCUGCUUGGGUUGGAGGCUGUACUUUUAGAGGAGGAGGACAGCAAAUAAGGGAGGAGGAGGCACAAUGUUUCUGUCUAUUACUGGAAAAGCUGUGAAGGGGGAGCUAGCUCACAAGUGAGCAUCUUGGAGCCACCGGAGGAAAGAAGACGGACAGUCUCUGAACAGCACAGUGUCUCCGCUCAUCGUUUCACACAUUCGCUAUGCUGUGGAGUUAGAAAUGUAGUACCAUUUGCCUGCUGCAUUAUGAUUGUUAUCCUUCUGACAACAUGUGCGGAAGAUGGCAUAGCAACGGAUCCCACCUUCCGCCACCAAACUGGAGCCCCCCUGCGCACCGCAGCCGGACCGAUGUGACGCUCUUUGUUUGGGGCUGAAGAAGCCAGUCCACCGCUUGCCCCAGGAAAGCCAUUCUCUCCUAAUUCAUGAGCCAGCAGGAUGUGGUCGCCGUGCUUUCAGAACGCCUUCUCAUAGCCGCGUACAAAGGGCAAGUGGAUAAUGUUGUGCAGCUGAUCAACAAGGGUGCCAAGGUAGCCGUUACCAAGCAUGGGCGGACUCCUCUCCAUCUCGCGGCUUACAAGGGCCAUCUCCAUGUUGUCCAGAUUUUGCUCAGAGCAGACUGUGAUGUGGAUCUUCAGGAUGAUGGUGAUCAAACAGCUUUGCAUCGAGCUACAGUUGUAGGGAACACAGAUGUAAUAUCCACUCUUAUCCAUGAAGGAUGCUCUUUAGACAGACAAGACAAGGAUGGGAAUACAGCUCUCCAUGAAGCCUCUUGGCAUGGUUUCAGCCAGUCGGCCAAACUCCUUGUUAAAGCAGGAGCCAAUGUUCUGGCCAGAAACAAGGCAGGUAACACGCCACUGCACUUGGCUUGCCAAAACAGUCAUUCGGAAAGUGUUCGAGUCCUACUGCUUGGAGGUUCCCGGGUUGAUAUCAAAAACAAUGCAGGAGAUACCUGUUUGCAUGUCGCAGCUCGUUACAAUCACUUACCCAUCAUUAGGCUACUCCUCAGUGCUUUCUGUUCAAUCCAUGAAAAAAACCAGGUUGGCGAUACAGCACUCCAUGUAGCUGCAGCACUAAACCAUAAGAAGGUAGUCAAACUCUUGUUGGAGGCAGGAGCUGAUGGGACAGUAGUUAACAAUGCUGGUCAGACCCCACUUGAAGUUGCCCGUGAACACAACAACGCUGAAGUGGCCCUUCUGCUCACAAAGGCCCCGCAGGUCUCACGGUUCAAUCGUGGGAGAAGCUUGAGGAAGAAGAGGGAGAGACUCAAAGAAGAGAGACGUGCUCAGUCUGUACCAAGAGAUGAAGUGGUACAAAGCAAGGGCAGUGCCUCGGCUGCUGAUGACACCAACAGCAGUGACCCACCCCCUCAUGGGAGAAAUAACUUGAAAGAUGAAGCCCAGCUGCCUUUGUCCGAACUCCGAGGGAGGAAGAGCAAGAAAAAGAAACCAAGGGAAAAGGUUUCAGCACUCUCUGACCCCACAUCCCCUGCUGACCAGCAGAUGCCUUCUGGCCCACACCAGAACUUGCCAAAACGCAGGAGCAAGCACCGCUGCUCAUCUCCACCGCCACCCCAUGAAUUCAGAGCAUAUCAGUUGUAUACACUUUACCGUGGGAAGGAUGGUAAAAUCAUGCAGGCACCAAUAAAUGGAUGUCGCUGUGAACCGCUGAUAAAUAAAGUAGAGAACCAAUUGGCAGCUGCUGUGGAAGAAAUCAAAGCUGAGUUUGUAUCAGUACAGGAUAAGAUGAAUAGCAAACUUGGACAGAUGGAAAACAAAACACAACACCAGCUCCGCGUUUUAGACAAAUUAAUGGCGGAGAGGCUGUCAGCAGAAAGAACAGAGUGCCUUCAUCGCCUUCAGGAGCACACGGAGCUGGAAAAAGCUGAAGGGGAGAAACGCCAGUUGUCUUUGGUGGGCGAACUGAAAGCCUGGUGCCUGUUAAAACUUCAGAAUCUAGAACUGAAGCUGUCUGGAGAUUCCAGAUCUUCAAGGCCCAAGUCAACUCUGUCCACCUGUGAAUCACUCACUGAGACUUUGGAUACCGAAAACCUUCCUAGUACAAAAGACUGCAAAGCUAGCCAACCUCACCUGCAGAGCGAUGGGUCCCAGCAGCAUUCCUGCCUUGCUCUCCAGAACCCUCUGCCUGAAGACCCUGGGAGGGGAAGGCCGCCAGCCACAGAGCAGAGCUACGGGAAGCAAUAUUUUGUUGCUCAACAACCCACCACCUCAGGAACUGAGCAACAGUUAGUUGGUGCUGCUCCACCUCCUUCUGGAGCUUCUCCACGAGUCGUCCGGCCGAAGGACAAAGCAGGAUUAAGCAGGUUGCAACAAGAGCUGCCUCCGCCAGAAUACUCAGGUUCCAAAUUAAGGCACGUCAAGGUACAAACUGCUGCACACUCUGCUGACUUUGCCAAGGCAGAGUCACAGUCUGGCUGCUUGAUAGACAGAGGGACCCAAACAAAGAAGGGGACCAGAAAUGGCCAGUUGAAGCACAGAGCCCACCAACAUGGAGGGACUCACCCUGGGCAGCCCUUGUCAGCCCAGCCUGCACCACCUUCUGCCUCAGGCGGCAAUGAGCCCAGCCCAAAGCUUGCAGGCACCUCUCAGGCCCUUGAAAUCACCCAGUACUUCUUUGAGGCAGUGUCCGGUCAGAUGGAGAAGUGGUACGAGAGGAAGAUCGAGGAAGCGCGGAGCCAAGCUAAUCAGAAAGCCCAAGAAGAUAAAGUUGCCCUCAAAGAACAUAUAAAAGAUUUAGAAGAGGAACUGCAUAAACUGAGGACUAAGUUGCAAAAAGACAAGUAGCCUUGGUUCUUGUUCCUGCAAAGACUCGGGGGGGGGGGGGGCUGCAAUUUUUCACAAACAGCGAUUAAGCUAAUUGGGGAGGGGGUGGAAUGGGGAGAGAUGGGAGGAGUAAGCUGCAUCAUGUUUCUAGGGUCGGUGGCCUUCCAAGMUGGUGAAGACUGUAUUUSGAAUCUAGAUCUGUUUUCUAAAAUUAGCAYUUCUUUUCUUCUGGGUCGGCAAUGAAUGUGUAACCAUCAUGGUUAUGUAGCUAUGCAGUGACUUGUGGACAUCCCACUUAUUAGGCACCAGCCACUGUGAUAAACAAGGUCUGUUCCCCUUUCGCUUGGGAAUGUUUCCACUCCUUCACAUAAAGCAAUCUCUGUUGUGAUAAGAAGUGAGAUACCUGCUGCCACAAUUCCCUCCUUGUUCCACAGAUACCAUGUGCAAAUAGAAACCUCCAUCUUCUGCUUCUGGAUUGACAAGGGAACGGAUCCCUGUCGAUUGCAGCAGCGACUGCCUGGUAACUGGGGGUUGGGGGAUUACAUCAGGGAAUAUGUUCAGAUUAUGAAUAUGAAACAGUCACGAAUGUGUAACUUUAGAUUACGUAUUCAUAACUGCCCAAGAGAAUUUUGGACAUGUUUAUUUUAUCUUUCUAUAGCGUGCCAGAUGUGAUAGCAGUUCUGUGUAGGAUGUCCUUGCGUGCCCUACUUCUGCUCGUGAUAGUUCCAAGGAUCAGUAAUAUCCCUUUCCUCCCAUCUAAUGCCUGUGCCAUUUUAUAAAUAUUUUUGAAGUUUUAUUUUAUAUAUAUUUUAUCCUUUUUUAAAAAAUUCCCUUGUUAAGUCACUUAAGCUCUGGAGUGCUCAUGUAUCCUCUUGGAAAUUAAAAAGUGGCCAACCUUAGCUAGACUACCUCUGUCCAAGACUACACUGCCAUUUGGUGAAUCCUUUGUGCUUUUCUACCUUGAUCCAGCUAGGGCUGUAUGGGUGUGGAAACUGGCUUUUCUGCACAUAUCGUUGUCUGUAAUGGGCUGGAGGCAAGGGAGUAUGUGGUUCCCAACCUCAAGCCACCAGUUUGUGCAGCCUACAUGUUGCUCUAUCAAGACACAAUCUUGUUCAUUGGCUUUUCAACCAAAGGUUGGCAGGGGGCAGAGAAGUUGAAUCUAUCUCUACAAUUGGCUUUAGGAUUACAGUAAAUAAUCCUGGCAUCCUGCAUUGCAGUAAUGGGUCUGCAACUACGAUACAACUUCAUGAUCGUGGCACUAUUACUCACUGAAUCCUCCCUUAAACUACAGGAGCAAUUCUGAGCAAUGCAGGUCUGCAGCACUCAAAUUGAGUGCUUCAAAAAGAUGCAGUAGCCCCUUCUUGUCCUUGAACUGAACUUCUCCUCAUUGUAUUGUUGCUCGAAGGUGGGAUCAAGCUAUUUGCACCAUCUUGAUGUGCCCCACUCAGCCAUGCCACAGAUGAUUGCUCAGAGCAGCUUAUUAGAGUUUAAGGAGGGAUUUGGGAAGUUGAAUCCUUAGGUCAUUUGCAGUUAUUUUUACAUAGCUGGAAAUGCAAUGUAAGAUCUCGGCCCAUGAUUUUAAAUGGUAACAGGUUGGAUGAUCUGUGGGCUGGGUCCAGUGCCUAAAGCACUCCUACAUCAACCUCAGUAUCCUUACCAAAAUUUUGGCUAAGUCAUCAUUAACAGGUUUGCCUGUUUCACUGUAAAGGGAAAAAUAAAAUGUUUUGCAGUUGUAUGAAA
Messenger RNA from Anolis sagrei ordinatus, 4622 nucleotides. It is a transcript of the gene ANKRD6, whose product is annotated as ankyrin repeat domain 6. Gene Ontology annotation, molecular function: protein binding. The record is from RefSeq and is a predicted model, not a curated record. Gene Ontology annotation, cellular component: cytoplasm; nucleus. Gene Ontology annotation, biological process: positive regulation of JNK cascade; negative regulation of canonical Wnt signaling pathway. Lineage: Eukaryota; Metazoa; Chordata; Lepidosauria; Squamata; Anolidae.